AUGGGGCCGGGCCAAUGUUCGGGCCCUCAGGCACGCCUAGCUAGAUAUAUCCUUUCCCGAACGACAUUUGUUGUAAAGUACAUAAACUCAUGCAAACAACAACAAAAACCACCACCAAACCUUAGUUCCCAUAUCACGAUAUCACUUUCCGAGGAAAGGAUAAAUCUCGUAUCGCAUGACACAACUCCCGUAAUAAACCCUCCCGCCAACUUUUCUCGUGCAGCACGCCGAAAGCGCGCUCACGGCCUCGUUCAGGCAGCUCGUGCACUGUUCCGACGAGAGGUCCAUGGUGCACUGCGCCAUCCCGUACAGCGUCUUGUUCCCACUCUCCUUUUCCGGAAGCUCGACCGUACUUUCCGCGAACAUCUCAGUUUUUCCAUUUUCGGCCAGUUUCUCCAACAAUUCCACGGCAGUUUUAUUAAACUUCUCCGCGUGGCUUGCACUCUUCACGUUCACGAGCGCGAGCGAGUUUUCCGUGUCGACUCGUCUGAAAAACUCGCUAUCCGACAUUUGUCGUCGUACCAACUGAUCCCUCUGCGUUUUCCGGGGCAUUGGGUUUUCAUGAGGUUUGACGUGGCGGUGCUGACGCACGCGUGGCAGUCAUCGGGCCCGACGUCACCGCGGCAUUGGGCCAGGCCGUAG
Messenger RNA from Striga asiatica, 642 nucleotides. NCBI's taxonomy places the organism in Eukaryota, Viridiplantae, Streptophyta, Magnoliopsida, Lamiales, Orobanchaceae. The record is from the annotation of a GenBank genome assembly.